AUCAAGAAACUAAGCUUUAUCACGAGGUGAUGAAAACCCCUUACGUAACUAACCACGAACCUACCCUACGCCUGCUCGCCGCCAUACUGAAUUACAGUUCAAUUCCUUUUCACUCACUUACCAACCAAUGCGCAACGACGCGAAGCGUGAAGGCGCCACCGAACUAUUCGGUGGAACGCGCGCAUCGCGCGGUGCCAUCGGGGGAAACAUACUUCAUGCGCAAGCCAAUCGGUAACCGAAAGUCAUGUGCAGAAUGUUCUCCGCGCUCUGGUGCCAAUGUCCUAAACAAGUACAAGAAUAUACGUCCUCGGCACGUGGUUCCGGUUCCGAUGACAGCGCAUAGUCUUCGCGAGAACGCUACUUCCGCUGCAGCGAUCGAAAGCGUUGAAGAAAAUCAAAUAGCAGUUAGUGCUGCGUAUGGUGGAUGCUUUCUCUUGAAUAAAAGCAGGAGCGCAUAUCUAAUUUUCUUCUUACUUCCAAAAGUUAUUGAAAAACAUGAAAAUUCCAGCUCUAAAUCAAAGUUGGAUGAUCUGAAUGAGUGAUGCAUGCUAUUAUACAUGCGCACUCGAACUUCAUCGGGGUUGUCAUAUGAGCUUAGGCAUAUUCAAAAUUGACAUUUGAACGAUCAAUGCAAAGGAAUUUGUACUGCUCGUUUCCGGAAGGAAAACAAAACGAUGAAGAAUAUCGAUGAUCAACUGAGGAUCUACAACGGUCUGUAGUGAUCGUAU
Athalia rosae (coleseed sawfly) is the source of this 728-nucleotide messenger RNA. RefSeq lists its product as uncharacterized. The coding region runs from base 30 to 542 and encodes 170 amino acids. The transcript has 2 exons. Lineage: Eukaryota; Metazoa; Arthropoda; Insecta; Hymenoptera; Athaliidae. The record is from RefSeq and is a predicted model, not a curated record.